This is a messenger RNA of Micromonas commoda, 285 nucleotides long. RefSeq lists its product with no specific name. The transcript has a single exon. The record is from RefSeq and is a predicted model, not a curated record. The annotation marks the transcript as partial. Gene Ontology annotation, molecular function: calcium ion binding; calcium-dependent protein serine/threonine phosphatase regulator activity. NCBI's taxonomy places the organism in Eukaryota, Viridiplantae, Chlorophyta, Mamiellophyceae, Mamiellales, Mamiellaceae.
CGCCUGCACGAGUUCUUCCUGGAGGGCAGCCCCGACGAUGAGGGGCAGCUGAGCCACGACGGGUUCGUGUCCAUAUUCGGCCUGAAAGCGGACGUGUACACGCACAGGCUGGUGCGCAUCUUCGACCUGGACAACGGCGGCACCAUCGGCUUCAGGGAGUUCGUCUACGGAUUGUCCAAGUUCCAGGUGGACAGUUUCGACCGGCGGGUGCAGUUUGCGUACAGGCUGUUCGACUUGGACGGCGACGGCUCCCUCGACAAGCACGAGUUGAUGGCCGCGGCGAAG